Molecule: messenger RNA, 2787 nt
Organism: Symbiodinium necroappetens
Lineage: Eukaryota; Dinophyceae; Suessiales; Symbiodiniaceae
Source: the annotation of a GenBank genome assembly
AUGAAGUAUGCACAGUUUGUGAUGGGACCGGCCGGCUGUGGCAAGUCCACAUACUGCGCAAUCGUUCAGGAGCACUUCAAAGUUGCAUUGAAACGAACUUGCAGGGUGGUGAACUUAGACCCUGCCGCAGAAAACUUUGCUUACGACUGCUAUGUUGACGUACGUGAUUUGAUUUCAGUGGAUGACGUCAUGGAGGAGCUUGACUACGGACCCAAUGGCGGGCUUGUCUAUGCCAUGGAGUACCUGUCGGAGAACAUGUCUUGGCUGGAGGAGCAGGUUAGCGAUGCAUUAGAUGAUGACUACUACAUCUUUGACUGUCCUGGGCAGAUCGAGCUGUACUCGCACUUGUCGGUGAUGCGGGAGGUCGUUGACAUGUUGCAGAACGAGGACUUCCGAGUCGCUGGAGUUUACUGCAUCGACGUCAACUUCAUUGAGGACGGUGCAAAGUUUCUUUCGGGGGCUUUGACAGCCUUAACUGCGAUGAUCAACCUGGAGUUGCCCCACAUCAAUGUGCUGACGAAGUGCGACCUGCUUCCGGAAGGGGCGGAUGUGGAACGCUACAUCGAAGGCGACUCUGAGGCCAUCUUGUCAGAGCUCCGUGGGUCCAUGCAUCCCAGGUAUCGGAAGCUCAACGAAGCCCUCGGGCAGGUGCUUGAAGAGUACUCUUUGGUGAGUUUCGUCGCGCUCAAUCGGGACGACGAGGAUUCGAUCGAGCUGUGCCUUGCACAUAUCAAUCAUUGUAUCCAGUAUGGAGAGAAUCUGGAGCCAGAAGGUGCCUUCGACAUGCCUGAUGACGACAUGGGCUACGAUGUUUCUGCCUCUGACUCUCUUUCCAAUGAUCUCCCUGCCAUGUCGCGGGAUAUCGUCAGCAAUGAGCAUGCGACUUGCGCCGGUGCCCUUGGCCUCGUCGAAGACGAGCCAGUGCUACAUCUUCGAGUGCGAUCAGCACAUCCAGGUCAGCGCGAUGCAGACUGUGUCAACCUCGCCGUCAUGCCCUUCAACACCUGCAAUAUGAUAAAAGCACGCUUAAAGGAACAGCGCCGUGGCCUAAAAGCUGUGCGCGACAACGAUAUCAGGCUACUGCACAAGGGCAUCGAGCUUCGUGGGGGUUAUCCCGUGGAUUACUACCUUCACAGUGCGAAUGCAGAGAGUCCGGCCGAGCUCCAAUACCUCAUCAUCAAUCACGCGGCAGAGAAGAGCAAGACGGCGCAGGCACGGGACAUUGGCCUGUACACCGCUCAUCAAGUCCCCACCCCACAGACGUUACAGGACUUGGUGGCAGUCAUCACAGAUGCAUUGCAGGGCGGAAUUAAACCUUCGCUGACUGACGAUGGAACGGGCGCGACGUACAUGCUUCGCGGUGCCUCAUCUCCGAAACCUCUGGCUGUGUUCAAGCCCAAAGACGAGGAAGCGUUUGCCCCAAACAAUCCACGAGGCUAUCAGGGAAAGGAGAACUCUGUCGGCCUGCGGCCUGGCAUCCUCUCCACGCAGCAAGCUGCCCGCGAGGUUGCGGCAUUUCUGCUUGACCACAAAAAUUAUGCGGGAGUGCCUCAAACUACGUUGGUACAUGCCAAGCAUGAGAAGUUCGUCAAUCCUGACAAAAGCAAGGUUGAAUGGAAAGUUGGAGCGUUCCAAGAAUUUGUGAAUUCAUGUGGCACCUCUGGCGACUUCGGGAUGUCAGUCUUUAGCGUUUCAUCUGUGCAUAGAAUUGGAAUCCUGGAUGUCCGGAUCAUUAAUUUGGACAGAAACGACGGUAACCUUCUCGUUACCGAGAGCAAGAGGCCGAGGCUCAUACCCAUUGAUCAUGGCCUGUCCCUCCCCGACAGACUGGAGGUAUAUACAUCCGAUGUGGUUUGGAUGGACUGGCCGCAGGCGAAGAAGCCGUUUGCUCAAGCCGAGCUGGACUACAUUAGGAGCCUCGAAGCGGAGAAAGACGCCAAGAACAUCGAGAUGCAGCUUGGAAUUCGCCGGGAAUGCCUGCGCUUGCUGGAAGUAACGACGAAGUUACUCAAGUUCGGCGCAGACCGUGGACUUACACUUCACCAAAUAGGCCAGAUUCUUUACAGAGAGGAUCCGGAUGAUGGGGACGGCACCCACAAACCCAGUGUGCUCGAGGGGAUUAUCUCCAGAUGCGUCGAGUCUGCGCUUGCGGCCAUCGGCCAAUCUUCCGGAACAGCUUCUUCGACGGUGGAGAGCCUCGACCUGUUGUCGUCCUGGCGGCCGGAAGCGAAGGGUUUACGUCGGCAAGUUUCUGGCGGUGGUGGACAGGAUCAUCAUCCAUCCCCACUACCGUCGCCGCAUAUCGGGCCAGGCCGGCCGCCAACGGAGGGUACUUUCACACUUCUGGAAAGUGGUGAGUCUGACUCGUUUGAAUUGUCCAGAGCAGCCAGUCCCGAUGGAAUGGGGAUAUCUAUGCAGCUUGAUGGUCGCCCAAUGAGCUCAGGUGAACAAUCUGGAAACGAACAGAUUCCGACCAUGGACAUCGAGUCCAAGGAGGACAGCCAAGACGAGCUGGCAGAAGCGCGGAGGAGAAGGCGCGGCACAGCCGGCAGAUACAGGCACCAUCUUUCCGUCCGGCCUUCUGCAGCUCGCGUUGCAGCUAAGGAGGGUUCAGGCAGCGAUGCAUCAAGCGGAAUCUUCGCAAUACCUGGCCGGGGCGGCUUCCAGUGGCCGUCAAGGCUCGAGAAGGCUUUCUUCCGCCAUCUGACAGUCGAACUCUGCCGCUACAUUGACAAGCAUUUUCCUGCAGCAGCAGAAACAGCAAGAGCUGCGGACGAGGUGAGCUGA